This is a messenger RNA of Mesocestoides corti, 1581 nucleotides long. The record is from the annotation of a GenBank genome assembly. NCBI's taxonomy places the organism in Eukaryota, Metazoa, Platyhelminthes, Cestoda, Cyclophyllidea, Mesocestoididae.
AUGAACCUUGAACUCUUGGAGGCAUUUCAUCAAAACUACCCGGAGGCAGCUGAUGGUCACCUCGAAAGAAUUAAAAAGGACGAAUCAGGCAAAGAUGGGGGGUGUGCUACCUUUGUUGUUACGCUCCAGUUUAAUCGACCCGGCAGUUUGGUUGCCAUCGGUUGCAAUGACGGUCGUAUUGAAAUCUGGGACUUCGUUACCCGAAGAAUCGCCAAGGUCAUCGUGGCGCAUUCACAUCCUGUCUGCUCUUUGUGCUGGAGCCGAAACAGCCGCCAACUCCUGUCAGCCUCCACCGACAACAGCGCCUCCAUUUGGAACAUCGUCACGGGAGAGUGCGAGCGAACCUUCACCUUCCCCUGUCCUCUCAUGAAGGUCCAAUUUAACCCCCGUAAUGCCUCCGAAAUCCUUGUCUGCCCCCUCCGCCACCCACCUGUUUUAAUCGAUACAGAAACCGGGAAACCGACAAUCAUCAAACACGAAGACGAGAAUGACCCCAGCAUCGUUGCCUCUUACGAUCGUCGUGGAACGCACAUCUACACGGGGAAUUCACGCGGUCGAAUUCUCAUCUACGACUCCAAGGCCUCGAGGGUCGUGAACCAGUUCAAGUCCACCGCCACGGCCACGAACGCAGCCAUUAAGUCGAUCGAGUUUUCGCGACGUGGCGACUUCUUUCUUCUUAACUGCGCCGACCGUUUCAUUCGUGUCUACAACUGCUCAGACGCUCUGCACUCCUCCGAACCCGAGCCGCUUCAGAAACUGCGUGACCUCGUCACGGGGAGUCACUGGCGCAAGUGCUGUUUCUCCGGCGACGGCGAAUUCGUGUGCGCUGGCUCCACCAAGCAGCACUCGAUUUACAUCUGGGAGCGCGCCAGCGGCACCCUCUUCAAGAUCCUCCACGGUCAGAAGGGCGAGACGCUGUUAGACGUCGUCUGGCACCCCCUGCGUCCGGUCGUCGUCUCCGUCUCCAACUCUGUCACCAAGGAACAGGUCUCGAUCUGGGCGCAGACCCAAGUGCAAAACUGGUCGGCAUUUGCGCCGGACUUCAAGGAGCUGGACGAGAACGUGGAGUACGAGGAACGCGAGUCCGAGUUCGACUUGGAGGACGAGGACAAAGUCGAGGACGAGAAACCGGAUGACGUUGAACAGGAUGUCAUCGUGGACGUGGAGACAGUCGAGCCGGUCGCUGCCAUGCUUAGCAGCGAUGAAGAACGCGAGCCCGAGGACAUCCUGAUGUUCCUCUCCAUCUCGCCCGACGUGGACAACCCAGACGAGUUCUCUGGAUGCGACGAGGCUGCGUCUGCCGAUGUCCGGAAGCACUCCGAUUCGUCGCCCACCACUUCGAAGCGCGCCAAGCUCUCCGAGAAGGCCGGAGCCGUGCCAAGCCAGGCACAGCGCACCUUCAACGUCGACUUGCCCGACGCCCCCACAGACGAGGUGCAUCCGCUGAUCGGGACAUCGAAAAAGCACAUGGGUGGAAAGUCGUCGUUGACGUCGGGUCAUGGCUACGCAGCGAGCAACAGGGGUGGCGACCUCUCGGACACCGGGUCGGGUCGAAAAGGUCGGAAUCGGACGAGGAAGUAG